Adineta steineri is the source of this 789-nucleotide messenger RNA. The record is from the annotation of a GenBank genome assembly. Lineage: Eukaryota; Metazoa; Rotifera; Eurotatoria; Adinetida; Adinetidae.
AUGGCCGCUAACGAUGAUCUUGAUGAUUUCUUUAAAAAAAAAGAUCGAAAGGGUAAUAAACAUAAGAAACAAACACCUCUAUUAACAAAUAAUGAAGAAUUACUUAAACAAUUAGUUAUUGUUACAUCAGCAACAUCAGCAUUUAAAGAAAAUCCGGAUAACAUUGAUGACGAUGAUGAACAACAAAUAAAUGAAGAACCAUUUGUUGGUAGUGCAAGUAUUGUUGAAGAUACUCAUAAACAUUCGAAAACAAAAGUUGCUGAUACUAAUAAACAUUUAAAUGAACAACAAAUAAAUAUUGCUUCAAAAACCGAAGGACAACCACAAGAUGAAUGGGAAGAAUUUGAAGAUUCAAAAUCUAAAUAUGAACAAUUACGUUUAAAAAUUUCACGUGGAAAUAAUGAUAAUGACGAUGAUGAUGAUGAUUAUUAUGAUGAUGAAAAUAAUCCAAAUAAUAAUUAUACUAAUAAUGAUGCAUCUGUUGAUCGUGAACAACAAAAAGAUAAACCUGUUUGGAAACUUAAUCAAAUAAAAGAAGAACAACAACAACAACAACAACAACAAGAGCCAAAACAAGCCGAACCAAUUGUUCAAGAAAAAGUUGAAGAAGUAAAACCUGCAACAGCAUCAACUGGCGCUUAUCGUCCACCACAAAUGCGUAGUGGUGGAGCAUCUUCAUCUGUUACAGUUGUUAGUGGUAUCAAUCCAAAAGUAUCGAAAAAGAAAGAACCGAAUUUAGCUUCAACCGAUGAAUUUCCAACACUUGGAGCAACUGUUCAUAAAAAAUAA